AUGUAUCACCUGAGGGGGCCUGUGCUUCUCCUCAUGCUGCUUGUGUUGCUGCGCUGUGCCACCACUGCCCCAAGCCACAGGUACUUCAGUCGAAGUUCAUCUGUUGAGAAGGAAAGGGCUGUUUCAGACAGUGAAGGCUGGUUAGCUCCUGGGCUAAUUUCUAACCCAUUCCUCAGCCUCAUGGGUACACAGUCGCAAAGGGGGAGCUAUGAAGCUAUGAAUAGCCACCACAUAGAGAAGAGGAAGUGUAACACAGCCACCUGCGUCACCCAAAGGCUUGCAGACUUUUUGGUCCGCUCCAGUAACACUAUUGGUACUGUCUAUGCACCAACCAAUGUGGGAUCUGCCACUUAUGGCAAAAGGGACCUACUGCAGCCUCCCAGCUAUCUGUCUUUCUAG
Molecule: messenger RNA, 399 nt
Organism: Xiphias gladius (swordfish)
Lineage: Eukaryota; Metazoa; Chordata; Actinopteri; Istiophoriformes; Xiphiidae
Product: calcitonin gene-related peptide 1
Exons: 3
Coding region: 1-399 (132 amino acids)
Cellular component (GO): extracellular region
Molecular function (GO): hormone activity
Source: RefSeq, a predicted model, not a curated record